AUGCCGACUGACGAACCCAUACGAGCCCCAGUCUCAGAGGAGACCCCGCUGCUUCGUGAUGCUGACCCCGCCCACGAGGGCGAAACAACCGAGCAGGAACCAGUCACUGAGGAGCGAUCAAGCAAGGAGCUAAUCUUGAUACUUGGAAGCAUCUGGUUGGGUGUUUUCCUUGCUGCACUUGAUACUACCAUAGUCGCGACAUUGUCAGCGCCUAUAUCCUCCUCGUUCAACUCGUUUUCGCUCCUCUCAUGGCUAGCUACAUCCUACCUGAUCUCGAAUGCCGCCUGUCAACCUCUCAGCGGCCGAUUGACCGAUAUAUACUCGCGUCGCUGGGGCCUGGUCUUUUCCAAUGUUUUCUUCGCUCUUGGCAAUUUGAUCUGUGGUCUGGCACAAACGCAAUGGGCGAUCAUUUUGGGUCGCGUCGUCGCGGGUGUUGGAGGAGGUGGUCUCACAGCUAUAUCCACUUUUGUCACCUCGGAUCUAGUUCCGCUGCGCAAAAGAGGUGUCUGGCAAGGCAUCGGUAACAUUUGUUACGGAGCCGGCAUGGGCCUUGGUGGAGUAUUCGGUGGGUGGAUCAAUGAUACGUUGGGAUGGCGGUGGGCCUUCUUAAUUCAGAUCCCCUUCUUGGUGGUCUCCUGUAUCUUGGUGAUCUUCACAGUGAAUAUCCCUGUGAAAGAUACAGACAAGUCGCGCAUCAAGCGUGUUGACUUCCUCGGAGCCAUCACCUUGGUACUUACGUUGGUUACACUGCUGCUGGGUCUGAAUACCGGCGGAAACCAAGUGCCAUGGACUCACCCAAUUGUCCUGGUCUCGUUGCCGGUGUCGGCAGUCUUCUUGGGCAUCUUCAUCUAUGUGGAGGCCUACGUCGCGACCGAGCCGGUGAUCCCAGUGAGACUCCUUCUGGACCGGACGGUGGCAUCAGCUUGCCUGACCAACUGGUUCACGACGAUGGCAGUUUUUGGACUACUCUUUUAUCUCCCGGUCUACUUCCAGGUUCAGGGCCUCUCGGCCACCGCGGCUGGAGUUCGCCUGAUCCCGCAAGCCAUUGGCACAUCAAUUGGGUCGCUUGGUAGUGGCUUCGUAAUGCGAGGCACAGGACGCUACAAGAUCCUCAAUUAUGCUGUCAUGACCUUGCAGGUACUCUCAGCGGCCUUGAUCUGUACCCUGAACUUAAAUACGCCUGUGUGGCUGCCGUUUGUGUACUUCUUCAUCGGCGGUGUCGCUUAUGGAAGUAUGCUGACCAUCACCUUGGUGGCACUGAUUUCAGCCGUGGAUCACGAACACCAUGCCGUCGUGACAUCGGCCUCAUACGCGUUCCGCAGCACUGGAAGUACCAUUGGUAUCACAGUUGCCUCGGCCGUGUUCCAGAACACCCUGAAAACUGGACUGUGGUCCCGAUUUGGCGAUCGCAAGCAUGCGGCAGAGAUGAUCUCCCGGCUCCGUGAUAGCUUGGAUGAGAUCCGUAAGCUGCCUACGGACUGGAUCCCAGGCGUUUUGGACGCGUAUAUGGACUCCUUGCGGGCGGUAUUUGUGACGCUGCUUGGGUUGACAAUCUUGGGAGCGGCAGUUAGUAUUGCGAUGCGAGAGCACAAGCUGCACAAUAACCUGUCUCGUCGGUGA
Penicillium subrubescens is the source of this 1620-nucleotide messenger RNA. RefSeq lists its product as uncharacterized. Gene Ontology annotation, molecular function: basic amino acid transmembrane transporter activity. The transcript has 2 exons. The record is from RefSeq and is a predicted model, not a curated record. Gene Ontology annotation, cellular component: fungal-type vacuole membrane. Lineage: Eukaryota; Fungi; Ascomycota; Eurotiomycetes; Eurotiales; Aspergillaceae. Bases 1 to 1620 code for a protein of 539 amino acids. Gene Ontology annotation, biological process: basic amino acid transport; transmembrane transport.